GUUUGGAGAGGGGUCAAUUCGUAAUGCGCAUGGCCAUUGUGAUUUGGAAAAUGUGCAUGGUGGAAAAUGAGUGGGAGGAAGAAUGGGCAAAUUUAGAGAGGUGUCAAUUCGAAGUUUGGAUGGGCAAUUGUGAUUUGAAAAUUGCCAUGGGGGAAAAUGAGUGGGAGGGGAGGAAGGAUUGGGGCCAAUUGCAAUUGGGAAGAAAGGGGGCCAACCCAGAGUCGGAUUGUGAUUUUGAAAUUGCCAUUAUUGUUGGUGGGGCAGUGUAUGAAAAGGGCAGAGUAAUUUGAAUUGAGGAAAUUAAGAAAAUACAAGAAGAGUGUUAGAGGGAUUCAAAU
Molecule: messenger RNA, 338 nt
Organism: Galdieria sulphuraria
Lineage: Eukaryota; Rhodophyta; Bangiophyceae; Galdieriales; Galdieriaceae
Exons: 2
Coding region: 24-290 (88 amino acids)
Source: RefSeq, a predicted model, not a curated record